AAACGCCUUUCAACUUUCAUUUUCAUCACACGGCCAUCUGUAACGAUGUUAGUUACAGCGGUUUCUGUUUUAGAUUUAUUGGAAUGAAUGAGGAGAUAAUUUAUAGAGUUCAAAGAUCAAAACAGCGGACACCGUACGAAACAUUUUGGGCGCCAAGUCAUUAGACUCUCCAUGACGCUUGUGUAGAUGGCAAGUGAAGCGUGGCUGGAGUCUUCCCUGUGCCGUUCAUCUAAACUCGGCCAGGAGGUGUUGGAGAAAGCAAAGAGACGAUCUGUUAACUGGAGAAGCACAAGACCAGGAUCACCAUUACAUAUGUUCAGUCAAAAUAGUGACCUCUCCCAUUCAAGCCUGGACCAUGCUUUUGCAACAAUAGUGGAGUACAUGGCAGAAACUACAAGGCAAUGCAAGAAGUUUCACACAGCUGUGCACCUGACUGAGUCCAGGGAGCGAGAACAUGUCUGUCGCUACCAUUCCCAGCAGACAUCGAGGACUGCGGACCAGGAACCGAUUACUAGGGCAUCCAUCAAACGAGACAUUGAGCCUGAGGAUUUUGCUAUUGAAGUGUCUCCAGGCACCUAUUCCAUCACAGCAGCAAUGCAGGACUCAAAGCCACAUACCAAAACUGUCCGCAUCAAUGCUGGGGAAAGCAUGAGCCUCACAUUCAACCUCUGACUUUGAACAUCACCUGUCCAUUAUAUGGGUGACAUACGAUGCCCUAACAAUUCAGGACUUGCACUAAAAUUGCAAAUGAAAUUAAAGACUCAGAGUUCUUUUAAUCAGCCUUAAUGUACAUGUUUUCUACUCUGGGAGAUAUAUUUAUACUUUUUUUUUUUAAUUUCUUUUUUUAUUAUUA
Molecule: messenger RNA, 853 nt
Organism: Xyrauchen texanus (razorback sucker)
Lineage: Eukaryota; Metazoa; Chordata; Actinopteri; Cypriniformes; Catostomidae
Gene: akip1
Product: A kinase (PRKA) interacting protein 1
Exons: 5
Coding region: 187-672 (161 amino acids)
Biological process (GO): regulation of non-canonical NF-kappaB signal transduction
Cellular component (GO): nucleoplasm
Source: RefSeq, a predicted model, not a curated record